AUGCCCAAGGAAUCCACCAAAGUCACCAAGCGCGCCGCCAAGGAAGACGGCAAGCAGCGCCGUACCAAGAAGGACAAGACUGGCCCCAAGCGUGGUCUCUCUGCAUACAUGUUCUUCUCCCAAGAGCAACGUGCCACGGUCAAGGAAGAAAAUCCUGAUGCCAGCUUUGGCACUAUUGGAAAGAUCCUUGGUAACAAGUGGAGCCAAAUGACUGACGAACAAAAGGCCCCCUACAACGCCAAGGCCGAAGCCGACAGAAAGCGCUACGAGGCCGAAAAGGCUGCUCUUGCGGACAAGAGCGACUAA
Molecule: messenger RNA, 306 nt
Organism: Zychaea mexicana
Lineage: Eukaryota; Fungi; Mucoromycota; Mucoromycetes; Mucorales; Lichtheimiaceae
Product: high mobility group box domain-containing protein
Exons: 4
Coding region: 1-306 (101 amino acids)
Source: RefSeq, a predicted model, not a curated record